GCUCGAUAAGAAGUUUCUAGCGCACGAACCGUCCCGUAUAUAAAGACUCGCGGCUUCAGAGCUUUCACAAAUACCUCAAAAGUACACCGGGAAAAGUGACUUCGCUGAUUUACUUAUCUCUGCCGAACUGAAUAAAUAUCUCCCAAUCAAUAUGAAAGCUUUUUUUGCCAUCGCUUGUAUCUUCGGGGUCGUCGUAGUGGAAAUAGUUGGUUCCCCAAUCGCUGAUAAUCCAGUAGUCAACUGUGACGCAGCCCCUCCUCCAGCCGAAGGCGAAGAAGACUGGGCAGUUCUGGUCCCCAAUCCGUUGGAUUGUGGAAGUUAUUACGUUUGCAAUGUGGGCGCGCCGAUUUACAUGCCGUGUCCGGAGGGGCUCCACUUCAAUCCUAAGCUUUCCGUGUGCGACUGGCCCUGGGCAGCUAAUUGCUCUGUGGCAGGAUUGCUCAAUAAAAAAUGAGGCGAAAACAUCAGUUUGAAGAUUCAACGAAAGAAAUGGCGUGUGAAUUAUUCGUGGACGAACUCAAUUCAACGAUCUCCUAUGAAGUAUUUGUCGCUGCUUUACCAAACCAAUUUUCCGUAUGAUUAUUGAAAUAAAAUAUUAGUGCAAGAC
This is a messenger RNA of Venturia canescens, 607 nucleotides long. RefSeq names its product peritrophin-1-like. Gene Ontology annotation, cellular component: extracellular region. The transcript is spliced from 2 exons. The record is from RefSeq and is a predicted model, not a curated record. Lineage: Eukaryota; Metazoa; Arthropoda; Insecta; Hymenoptera; Ichneumonidae. Gene Ontology annotation, molecular function: chitin binding. The coding region runs from base 152 to 454 and encodes 100 amino acids.